CUUGCGCGACACUCAGUGGGGAAAUUCCUUCACUAAAUAGGGCCUAGCCUCAAAUAAAUGAGUUUACUUUUUCUAUGCUUCAGUACACCAAUUCUAAGCAUGAAAGUAUAAAGAACGACAAUAUUAAAACUAAGAAUUCUAAAUAAUUCAUUGAUACAGACUAUGCAGUUUUAGAUAUCAUUCUCAUCAUAUCAUUGUUUAAAGAAAUUUUGGGUUCUAAGCUAUUUAAAUGCCAAGUCAGAAAACAAAAUGGAAGGUUUUGUGAUGAGUUCGAUUUUUCUCGUCGUUAUGAUCACCUUUUCUCCUCUUUGCAAGUCGUUACCUGUAUCGACACAGGCAUCAGGGGGUGUAGCUCCCACAGCCGCACCAUCUAAGACAGUUUUACAAACCGCCAUCGCCAAGUGGAAGGAAGAAAAAUGCGAAGUUCUGCCGAAAAAAGUGGAACUCGAUCAAGUAAAGUCGGCUAGUGACGUCACCACCAAUUACAAAUGGCUUCAGUAUUGCAACAUCUCAUCCUCAAAGACUCCUUCAUCACAGCUCUCAUUAUGUCUGGAAUUGAUAAAAGUUCUGUCAACGGACAUUUGUCAAGAUAGGGAUGUUGCGACACGAAAUCAGAUGACCGAAUUCCUCGCCACAACGACUCGGUUUCUUUUACUGCAAGAUAAAACAGAUAUUUGCGAACGUUUCGGAAAGUUAACCCAGAUUGGAAAAGUCAACGCUGACGUUUUGCAAAGAUUAAAAGACUUUGCCCCAAAACAUAAAGUCCUGGAGUCGCUGAUGCUGCCAUUUGAGUGCCCUUCUUACUGCAAGGAUGAGGCAGAAAAUGCUUGCAAAUUCUUCUACAUUUUGUCAGCAGUUUCAAUAGGAUUGCCUCUCCCAACAGCAAUACCAACAACAACUGUACCUGUUGCAAAGGAUUCGUUGAAUCCUGGGAGCAAAAAUGAACAAGGGAUGGCGGGGAAAGCUGGUGAAGGAGAAUCUAAGACCCCUGAUAGCGAUUUGACAACCAAUACAGAUGUUACCAAGACUGAUGAUAAUCCCCCAUUACAAACAAAUAGUGUGUUCUUGGAUGUGACAAAAACAGAAACAGAAAACUUGACAGUACCAAUAACUGCCUCUCAAGUAGGUGGGGCUACAUUGAACACUCUUGAUAGCAAGGGUUCUACUGGUAAAGAAAACCCUGUUGAGAUAGGAAGCAGUUCCAGUGGUACCAGCGAAACUUCCAAAGUGGCUGGAGACAUUGGCGUUGUUGCUUCAGUAUCCCCUCAGAAUACUAAUCCGACGUCUGUUACCGGAACAGGAGAUAAGACUGUUUCAGAGGGAAAGGAUGACACUGCUGUCCCACCACAGACAAAUGAAAAUGUACAUAUUUAUCCUAUAGAAGAUAAGAAACUGGACACAAAGGUAACAACCGCACCACCGAAACCUACAGAAGAUAAAAAACUGGACACAAAGGUAACAACCGCACCACUGAAAUCUAAAGAAGAUAAAAAACUGGACACCAAGGUAACAACCGCAGCACCAAAACCUACAGCCAGGCUGACCACUGCCAAACCGAAACAAGAUGGAGCUGCUGAAGGAGCGGAAACGAAAAAAGGUACAACUGCAAGUCCAGCGAAACUGACAACCAAGUCCAGUGUUGUGAAACAGAAGGAGGCCUCCCCUGCUGCUGGAAAGGAAACGGUCACACCAACUAAAAAAACAACAGCUGAGAGUGGCGUCCGUGACACUGAACUGCCUGGUCUCUUCCCAACGAAAGACUAUAGUUCAGAAUAUGGUGAUCUUGAUCCUGAUGGUGAGGAUGAGAGUUUUUAUAGUGAUGAUUAUCAGCAGCAACUCGCUUCAGAUGUUGACCCUUUUGAUGGUGAUGGAUUUUUAGAUACUCCCGAGAAAAGCGAAAGAGAUCCUUUUGCCCGUGAGCCCAUUCAGCCCAUUUAUGACGAAGGUAAGACCAACGUCCUUCCUGAAUCAAAUUUGGAUUCAAAUGGCCCAAAAACACCAAUAAAAGAGGACGUCAAGUCGAGUCAUUUCAUGGCGUAUUUCCUGACUAUUGUGGUGGUUUGCAUUGUGGGAUAUGUCCUCUUUCAUAAUAAACAAAAGAUCGUUGCGUUUAUUCUCGAGGGCCGAGGUAACCAACGGCGACGCCAAGCACAGUCUGGUAAUGUUGAGUACCGAAAAUUAUCAUCAAAUGUGGAUGAAGUCCUCCCUGCUGCUGAUAAAAAAGUGACGACACAGAACUAUAUCUAUUAGAAGAAGUGGACUUGCUUUUUGUGAUCACAUCAACACCUACAGGCUGUCCCAAAAAUUGAGAUGUCUGUUUUUUUAUCUCUGAAAGCAGUCAUGUAAGACGUAAACUGCCUUACACCUUGGCAUUAAGAUUUGUUUUUAAAAAACGGACGUCUCUAAAUUUUGGGCAGCCUUCUUGCUUCAUUUCAUAGCUGCUCACCUCCAUAGAUUAGGUUCAGAGUUCUGUAUUCUAGUCUCAUCAUUUGCGGGAUAGAACCUUCUGAAAAUUAGAUGUUAUUGCCAGUAGUGGAUGAAGGGUUACCCACUGCCAGAAAUUAGGUUGGCCUUUCAAUAUUACGAAAUGUAUCAGAGUGAAAAUGUUGCUCGGUCUAAAUUGAUUGUGUAUAAUUUCUAUCAUGGAACCUCCGAUCUGUAUUGAGCAAGAAGGUGCUCACUGAAAAGAAAUUGUGUGAUUGUACUGUAUUCAAGGUGUAAUUAUUCUGUGUAUAUCUUAUUGAUCUGUGUUGAAAAGGACAUAUCAGAUUUCCUCUGUUUGGUCUAUCCCUUUCAUCAACACCAACUGGGUGCUGGGUAGAAGAGAUGCUUAGAAAAUAUUAAAAACAAGGUCUGGGUUCUGUAAGCAGUCGGGCACGGAUCCUCAAUGGAUGCGUGGCUGAUCGAUAUAUUUCAUUAUGUUCUGCCCAUAUUGCAGGUGGAUCAGCUUGUUAAAGCGGACAUAUACUGCUUUACAGGUCAUUGUGAUUAUUUGGGAAUAGACUGUUAUCAUAUUUAUGCAACGGCUUUUUGUACUUAUCACUAUUUUCAUAAAAAGUUCUUUUUUACAUCUGUGUAUAUUAUAUCAUGUGGUUCACCAUGGUACUUAAUGCUGUCUGGUGGUCUUCUGUUAGUGUAACAAUAUCAGAGCGUUUAAAAUCUUGAAUAUGAGGGGACCUUUUCCGGACCACACACUGGUCCAGAUUGAUACUAUCACUUAACCGCUGGUGAGCGCACAUGAUAAGGAUUUCAGCAUUGUUUGUUUUAAGGUUCGUCAUCACUUGUUGCACAAGCUAACACCAUUAUAACGUCAGGAGACAUAUUAUCGCCAAAUGACAUAAGUUAUUCCCAAUGAAAUUUUGGCGAUAAUAUGUACAAUGACUGGCGAUAAUAUGUCGACUGAUGUUACAGUUUGCUCAUUCUACCAGUAUAUCUAGACUACACGUAACGUCAUGAGUGAAUUUUUUUGUUUAUAUUUGUACCCACUGAAUUACACAUGUUGAAGGACACAAGUUUCACCUCCAUUAAUUUCAAUUGCAGAACUAUUCCAUGUCCAUUUUGUUUCUUAGUCGCUUAAGAUGUGAAGUUGUAGCGGUUGCAAAUAUAUUUGAGGUCACAGUAUUGGUCAGGUUGUUUUUGCAGAGUACUGUGCUGUCUUGGCAGAGCUGGUGUGAUCGAUAUGACAAUUCUUGGGCAUUUUUAUUUCUCUGAUUGCUCUGUUGUAAACCAGUGUCUUGAAAUGUCUUCUCUUAACCCAUGACAAGCCAAAUACAUCGAAAUUUGUUGGUGAACAACCAAAAAACGGUCACCAGCCAUCUAGGUCAUUUUGAUCCGUUUGUCGUGCCAACCCUUCUGGGACCUUACAGUUCAUGACUCGUACAUGUCUCGGUGACUAUCAGCUGCUUUGUCAAUGUAUACUCUGUAAAUAAAAUUUUCUACUCAACACA
Molecule: messenger RNA, 3947 nt
Organism: Lineus longissimus
Lineage: Eukaryota; Metazoa; Nemertea; Pilidiophora; Heteronemertea; Lineidae
Product: trans-Golgi network integral membrane protein 1-like
Exons: 5
Coding region: 250-2250 (666 amino acids)
Source: RefSeq, a predicted model, not a curated record